CAAAGCACAGACACGCAACUUGAUCACUUGAUCUUCAAGAGCGUAAAGUACAAGCUCACUCACCUUCAUUGAAAAUUUCCAUCGUUGGAGGGAUAGAAAGCUUACUGUGAAAAGGGGAAGAAAGCACCACAACAAACCUUUCCGAACAACCUUUGUAUGUUUUAAGCACGAACAUUUAGUCACCACCUUGGAUCCCAUGAGCUCAGCUCACAUAUGACUUUGCCUCAUUGAAAAAUAGUCUCGAACAUGACACAAGAGGCAUGGGUCCAGCCCGACUCUCCUUCCUUUUGCCCAGAUCAGUUUUGGAAUAGCUCUGUAUCAUGGAAUACGGAGUCUCCACGGCUCAGUUUAUGCUUUCAAGACACCUUUUUAACCGUGAUUCCUUGUGCCAUCGUAUUUACCCUGGAGCCGUUUUGGCUUUGGUUCAAGAAGAGUCGACGAAACUCGCACCACGUGUUCCCAACCCCAAGGCGGUUUGGCAAGGUGUUCUCGACCCGGGUCCUGCUCACCUUACUUCUCACGGCCAGUUGUAUUACUCAAGUGAUUUUAAAUUCCAAUCGACGAGGUGCUUUUGGCUCGGAAGUCUUCCAUUACACACUCCUCAUUGGGACUUACAUCGGCGUGAUUGCCUUUGAAUGCUUGGAUCAAUGGAACAACACGGCCAAUUCUCCUCCUAUUUUUCUAUUCUGGCUCUCCAUGGGGUUUUGUCAGCUCCCUGUGUUGCAGACCCAAGUGAGUUACUUACUGGCUCAUCCCAGUAAUGGGAUCUAUUGGGUGGUAUCUCUGGCUCAUUAUCCAAUCAUUAUUCUACAAUUACUUGUGCACUCCAUCUCGUCCAAUGCUCAGGUAGGAGAUUGGUCCCUGGAGGCCAAUGCCUCCUUUCCGUCUCUUCUCUGCUUCACAUGGAUGAACCAAUUCAUUUGCAAAGGAAUAUGCUCGCCAAUAACCGAUCACUUUCAGAUCCCAAAAGCGCCUUCCAUGCUGGAUCCAAGUCGAUUGAGACGAAAAUUUGGCCCUCAUCCCCAACAUCGGGAUGGCACAUUGUCCAGGCAAAUCAUUCGAAGCACUUGGAAGCGCCUGGUUUUGACCUUCAUCCUUGGUGUUUCUGCCAUCAUCUUAUCGUUUCUUCCCACCUUGUUCUUGCGGCUCUUGAUUUUGCACUGCCAAAAUCCGGAGCAAUCUUGGAAAGGAUUCUUCUUUGCCAUUGCCUUAUUCCUGGGAGUCACAGUGGAAUCCGUGGUCCUCAACCAGUUUUUCAAGCAGACCACCGUUCUGGCGCAGCAAGUAAGCAGCGGUUUGGCUGCACUCAUUUUUCAGAAGACACUCAAGAUCCCCGCCAGAGUCAGGAACAACUUGGAGAUUGGUCAGAUCGCCAACUUGAUCAGUAACGAUCUCAUUGCUGUAGGGAACAACGCGUGCAUCAUCACCAAUGUGUUCACCGCCCCCUUCAUUAUUGUCAUCGCCAUGAUACUUCUCUGCUUGGAGUUGGGGUUCCUGGCAUUUGCGGGUGUGGCCAUGUUUUUCCUUCUCACUCCCAUUACUCAAAUAGCGUCUGUUCGUCUUCGGAAAUACCAAUGCCGCUAUUUGGAAUUAAAAGAUCGACGACUAGCAUUCUUGGCCAAAUUGUUACAAAACAUGUCCGUGCUGAAGAUGAACGUUCUUGAAUCGGCAAUGUUGAAGAGAGUGAUUGCUAUUAAAGAUCAAGAGUUGAAAGUCAUGAAAAAUUUGGGAAGGGCCUUAGUGAUAGCUAAAAUCCCCUUUUCAAUGGGCCCGACGAUUCUCGUGCUUUCUUCGUUUCUCAUAGUUACCCUCGUCAUUCCCACGAGUGUCUUGAAAGCGGAGAAGAUAUUUGUGUCCGUGGCUCUUUUUAGCAUCAUCAAACGUUCGGCUGAGCAAUUUCCCAUCGGGUUGGGUUGUCUAGUGAAGGCUUUAGUGUCUUUUGAAAGGAUUUCAAAUUUCCUAGAGAUGCCCGAGUCCCCCGAAGACGCCAUACAAAUCCAUCCCGCUCGGGACAACUCUGAUGACGAGCUUGCACUUACAAUAGUUGGACAAGACUUUUGCACAAAUCUCCGUCAAGGCGAAUCCAUUGGCAUUUAUCCUCAACCUAACGCCACCAUCUCAUUUCCUCAGGCAGCUUGUGACAAUGAAGAGCAAUUAGGCAUUCAAGUGAAGGUCCAUAAGCCGAUGUCUUUUGUUCCCAACCAACCUUGGAUCCAGAAUGACUCGUUGAAAAGCAACAUUCUCUUCGGAAGACCAUUUAAGGAAGACCAAUACCACGCCGUGCUAGAAGUGUGCCACUUGAAGCAAGACUUGGAACUUUUGCCCCAAGGAGACGAAACUGACCUUGGUCCUUUAGGAAUCAAUCUAAAUGAAGACCAGAAACAGAAAGUGUCUUUGGCCAGAGCUUUGUAUUCCCAUCAAGAUGUUUGCAUUCUGGGCAUGAUGCCGCCGAAUGUGAAUGCGGAUGAGAUUUUCAAGUUUCUGAGAAAUACUACGGUUGUCCUUUUUUCUCACGACAUCCGACUGAUGUCUCUCGUGGACAGAGUUAUAUCCUUGGACGAAGGUCACUCUCCCCGCCUUGAAGUCUCGUCAGAAUUUCGUCAAAACCAGUCGGGCUUUGAGCGCGACUCCUGUAUAACUAGGCCGAAUACCGCUAAAGUGAAACUUGUCGCGGUGGACAACGAACCCUGCACUCAAGGAUCUGUGUCUUUCCGGGUGUACUUGUAUUAUAUCAAAGCUUAUGGUCCCUGUCUGGUCCCUUUAGUGUUGGGAAUGUUUCUGGUGGCUCACGGUCUUGACCUGGCAUGUAAGUAUUGGCUGUCCUUGUGGGCCAAGGCCAACGAAGGGGACGUGUCUUCAAAUGUAACUCCUUUGUAUUACUUGUGCAUCUAUGGAGCCAUUGGAGGCAUUCAAGGAAUCUUCAUCGUGGCCAAAGACAUUUGUCUGUUCUUGGGAUGUACCAGAGCAUCACGCACGAUCCACAAAGAUCUCAUCUCCACCACGAUGGCCUUUCCCAUGUCAUUUUUCAAAAGCACGUUGUUUGGAAAUAUUCUGAACCGAUUUUCUAUCGACAUUGGUGGCGUGGAUGACGUGAUCCCUACUCAACUUGCUGUGUUUUUGAAUUGUGUGUCUGCUUUGAUCAUGAUCUUCAUCGUAAUUGGAUCCACUUUGCCCAUUUUUAUGGUGCUCAUCCUUCCCCUCGCUAUGUUCUAUUACUCCAUUCACAUCAUUUAUCUAACCUCGUAUCGCCAACUCCAAAGACUCAAUGUCCUGACUCGAUCCGAGCUCCUGAAUUUCAUCUCUGAGAUCACAGCCGGAGCGGAAACCAUUCGAAUGUUCGAGCAAGAACACCGGAUCCAAAGCGUUUCCGAAUUUAAGAUCAACAAAGCAAUACAAUCCUCUUAUACCAUGGAAAUGAUGCGUCGAUGGCUAGCCCUUCGUAUGGAGUUCUUAGGGAAUAUGAUUCUUUUCGGAACCGCCAUCCUCUCCGUGUGGUACACGGACUCGAUCACUCCAAGUCUGGUGGGCUUGAUCUUGUCGUUCUCGUUGGAAGUGACUCAUAUUUUGAAUUGGCUCAUGCGAGCCAUUAGUGACUUGGACUCCCAAUUUGUAGCCUUGGAACGGAUCCGAGGGUAUCAGAAUGUUCCAAAGGAAACCGUCUGGACUAAUGAGGAUGAUGGCAAUGGAUUGAUUCCAAAGUUCCAAGAGCUCACAGUCGACAUUGCGCCCUCCAUGAAAUUCGCCAUUAAAGCUGGUGAGAAAAUUGUAGUUGUGGAUCCGUCUGGUGGAGCUGCUCGGGAUCUUGUGGACCAAAUGUUCCAUUUGUCAGAUUCGACCAAUGGAACUAUCUUAUUGAAUGGCGAAGAUAUUCGCACCCACGAAAAAGGCUAUCUCCGACUCUGGGUCCGAUUUGUGUCGAGUGAGCCGAUUAUUUUCCCUGGAACAGUCAAGUCCAUUAUGGAUCCAAAUAACAUUCACGUCGAGCAUGAGAUGAGGAAUGUCCUGAGUCGUUUUGGCAUAAGUGAUCUGAAACUUGAUGAGAUUAUCCACUCAUAUGAUAAUCCCAUUCCUAUACAGAAGAUAUGGCUCCUUUUUGUGGCACGAUUCGUCCUCGAACCACCUCCAGUUUUGUUACUAGAAUUCCCUUUGUUGAAGGAUCAUGAAAGUGAAAUCAUGGCGAUACUCAAUCCAAUACUGGAAGAGGAACUCCGAGAAGUGUGCGUGAUCUUGUUCACUCGCAAGACCUUCUUUUGUCAAACUGCUCCACAAUAGAAAUAUAGAUGUACUUAACAUAA
This is a messenger RNA of Tigriopus californicus, 4295 nucleotides long. Its product is annotated as multidrug resistance-associated protein 1-like. NCBI's taxonomy places the organism in Eukaryota, Metazoa, Arthropoda, Copepoda, Harpacticoida, Harpacticidae. Gene Ontology annotation, biological process: transmembrane transport. Gene Ontology annotation, cellular component: membrane. The coding region runs from base 247 to 4272 and encodes 1341 amino acids. The transcript is spliced from 2 exons. The record is from RefSeq and is a predicted model, not a curated record. Gene Ontology annotation, molecular function: ATP binding; ABC-type transporter activity; ATP hydrolysis activity.